Molecule: messenger RNA, 2151 nt
Organism: Rhodofomes roseus
Lineage: Eukaryota; Fungi; Basidiomycota; Agaricomycetes; Polyporales; Fomitopsidaceae
Exons: 8
Coding region: 66-1910 (614 amino acids)
Molecular function (GO): protein binding
Source: RefSeq, a predicted model, not a curated record
GUUUUCUAAGGCGACAUCUAACUUACCUGGAGACUGACCAGUGGCCACAGAACGGUGACGGCAAAAUGAAAACCUCAAUUUCCUCUUUGCCCACUGAAGUGGUAGAGAUCAUUCUCGUUAUUGCUGCGGUAGACGGUUUCCCUUCGGCGAUAGGAGCGCUGUCGCAAACUUGCCGCGCUUUCCAUACCCUGACCUACGAUGCGGCCGACCACCACCUCUGGCGAACGAUCUUUCUCAGCACGUUCGAUGACCCGCGACGGCUCAAAUACUAUGUCUCAGGUAACUUCGACUGGUGUGACGAGUUCAAAGAACGGACAUGGGCGGCAUCCUUCCUUAAGCGGCACGUCCGACCGCUUCGUGUACAGAAGAUCUACACGCUCCGUACGCGGACCACCGCCACUUCUCUCGUGGACCUCACGCCCACAUACGAGGUGGACAGCAGCGUACGAAUGCUGAACGCGUUGCUGUCCGUUAUCAAGACCACCGCGCCCAAUGAGCAUGGCCCCGGCCAGGGUGAGGAGAGCAAGGCUGUCGAAGGGGAAGUGAUGAUCCACAAGCGGUCCCUGUCCUACGCCCACCAUGCCGCCCCCGAUUUCCCGGAGCGCCCGCGAGGCUACUCCAAAUGCCUGAACGUCCCUUGGCUGCGCGCUGUCUUGGAGCAUGGCCUCCCUGCGUCGCUCAUUACCAAAAUCUCAAGUGACACGCGAGACUUGCGUUGGGACAAGACUCCCGAAGCACUGGCUCUGGGCGAGCUCAUCGCUUGCACGGGCUUCAUACCCGUACGGAACCUCAUCGAAGAGCGGACUGGCCGCCUUGCGUCAUCUUCAUCGGGAAGUUAUCGUCCGGAACCACGGUCACCCUCGAUGUCGGAUAUGGACAUGUCCGCCGAGUCACAGAGGCUGCGGGCCCGUUAUUGUGCCCGGGAGCUCGUAUACAGGAUGGCUUAUCUUAGUCGGCGACGACAUUGGGGCCCGUACCUCCCAGUCGCGCCGUCUGCCGAAGACGAGCCCAUCUUGCGCGAUUCCAGCCAUGCGCCCGCUGCGACUGAUGCGCCUCGUGUGCUCCACUUUUCCCCAGACGAUGAGGAUACCAUCGCAUCCCCAGACUACGUCGACGCAUCCGACGAUGAAGUUGAGGAGCCCCCACUCGUGGACCUUGUCCAGUCGCGAAAACGGAAGCGCGUCGUACCAACCCCAGAGCAGCUCAGGCCAGACUGGUCCUGGCUCGCAGCAGCGCGGAUUCUAGUCGAAGACAACUUCAGUGACGUAGAAGAGUACAAGAUAGCCGAUCUCGUCGAUUGGAAUUUCUGGAGAGAGACUUGGGCCAACCAUGCGGAUGACGAGGAGCCUCGUAUACUCGACGAAGAGCUUCCGGUGAUAGGAACAAACGGGAUGAUAGGCAAGUCACCGGGGCUUGGACCGCAAUGCCGAGACUGGGCUGGUGCACAGGGCGUGUGGAGGCGAGCUGUUCUCUGGCUCGAUUACGCUGAUCUGAUGCAUCACAACCACUUUGGUGGAUUCAGCGAUCCCGGACUAUAUGAGUGCAAGAUUGUUGUUCCGCUCCGACUCCGCAUCGUAGGCUACGACGCCCCCUCUGUCGCUGCGUAUCCAGACCGGCCCACCAUUCUAGUCGAAGGCGAAAUGGGCGGCCAAAGCUUCGAAGGAUAUGAGGAUGGCACUGCAGACGACAUCCGAAGAGUGCACGGCGCAGUCAGCAUGCUAUCUACCGGCCAUGUGCGAUGGAAUCUUACAAGCUCUGAGGAGGAUGACCCAGACAAGGACUUGUGGGCUUCAGAAGGCAUACAGGUCGGUGCCGUCGGCUCCGACGCAGGCAUCCUCGGUAUGUGGACAGGCGUGCGUCAUGAACAAACCGACCCCCUCGGCGCGUUUUGGCAGUGGAGGGUCGUUUGAAAUAAAACAAGGGAGUGUGCCGCGCCAAUUUGUCACGGCACGCAAGGUUCCUUCAGAAGAUCAUAUGCUGCUAUUGUAUUAAACUCGAGCUUGACUCAGCAUGCCGCCGAAGAAGUCAAAGAACCCACGGACGGUAACUUUGUAUGAUUGGAAACGAUGUGUUUGGAUGGUCUGGUCUCAAUGAUAGAGUUCUACGAGUAAGCUUCUCUUGGUCAAUGAAUGCCCUGUUAUAUUUAGUCCA